This is a messenger RNA of Pantherophis guttatus, 1280 nucleotides long. Its product is annotated as glycolipid transfer protein domain-containing protein 2. The record is from RefSeq and is a predicted model, not a curated record. Lineage: Eukaryota; Metazoa; Chordata; Lepidosauria; Squamata; Colubridae. Gene Ontology annotation, biological process: ceramide transport; intermembrane lipid transfer. Gene Ontology annotation, molecular function: ceramide 1-phosphate transfer activity; ceramide 1-phosphate binding. Gene Ontology annotation, cellular component: membrane; cytoplasm; cytosol.
GCCACUUCCCUGCUGGAGGGCCCCCCUCCGAGCCGCCCAGCUCAGCCCUCCCUCACCCCCCCCCUUCUCAUCCUCCUUAUCUUGCCCGGAAGAGAGGGCAGAGGGCAGGGUGCAAAGGCCUGGCUGGUCCUGCCUGGAGGAGGCAAAAGGCUUGAAAUGGGGGCUCCCCCACGCCCCUGCCAGCUGCUGCUCCUGCUGGGGGUCUUCCUCCUCCUGCUCUACCUCUCCAGCCGGCACCUCCCAAAACUCUCCCUGGCUGCCUGUGUCCGGGGCAGGCAUCGGUGCCCAUGGCUCGGGGAGACGCUGCCCAAGGAGGAAGAGCACUUCCUUGUCUUCCUGCAGCCCGGUCCUGCCUCUGCCCCCGCUGGGACCCCAACACCCCCCCUCCCUCUCUGGGGCGAAGAGUUUGACAUCAGGCAGCUGCGAAGGGCUUUCUCGACCAGCCUCUCCCCCCGGGGUGAAAUCCUCCUCCGAGAAUACCUCCACGGCUGGAGGCAGCUGCUCAAGUUCAUGGAGGCGCUGGGCACAGCCUUUGGGCUGAUCUCCCGGGAGACCGAGUCCAAGAUCAGCAUCAUGGAGCAGCACCAGGAGGGGCCGCACAGCCUCCACUACCACACUGUGCAGUCCAUGGUGAAGUUUGAGCUGGCCUCGGGCUUGGUGGGCUUCCAGUCCCUGCCAGCCCACCAGCCUCCCUCGGGCUGCCGGACCCUGCUGCGCCUCCAUCGUGCCCUGAAGUGGCUGGAGCUCUUCCUGCACAAACUGGGCACCAGCCAGAAGGAUGAGAAAUCCUCCCGGAUGUGUGCAGAGGCCUACCGGGUGGCCCUCGCCCCGUAUCACAGCUGGUGGGUGCAGCAGGCCGUUGCCCUGGCCUUCCUGGCUAUGCCCUCCCGCCAGGAGCUGUACCACAUCAUCGUGCGGGGGGAGAAGCCGGCGGCUGGGGCCAUUGUUCUGACCACGGUGGAGAGCCUGAGCCGGGUGUACAACGUCACCCAGGAGGUCUACUCUGCCCAUGGGAUGCUGGAGCUGCCCUAAGGAUGCCCAGGGCACGGUCGAGGUUUCACGCCCACCACCUGAAGGACCGAUCUGGGGCCAGUGGCCUGGUCUCCCGGGCAGAAAGCGGCUGGGGGGGGGCUGUUCCUGCUCCAUGGACCACCCAGAUAGCAGCCCCCCUUUAGUGCCUGGAAGUCCCCAGUGGAAGACAGCAGGGUUCCAUUCGGGGGAGGGGAAGACAUUAAUAAAGGGCCUUGGGAGAAUUUACCCACCCAGGGACCCAGCACGAA